This is a messenger RNA of Anopheles cruzii, 312 nucleotides long. RefSeq names its product potassium voltage-gated channel protein Shaw-like. The record is from RefSeq and is a predicted model, not a curated record. Gene Ontology annotation, biological process: protein homooligomerization; potassium ion transmembrane transport. The annotation marks the transcript as partial. Gene Ontology annotation, molecular function: protein binding; delayed rectifier potassium channel activity. The transcript is spliced from 2 exons. Gene Ontology annotation, cellular component: neuronal cell body membrane; axon; dendrite membrane. NCBI's taxonomy places the organism in Eukaryota, Metazoa, Arthropoda, Insecta, Diptera, Culicidae.
AUGGACUCGGAGAACCGGGUGGUGCUGAACGUUGGCGGUAUCCGGCACGAGACGUACAAGGCGACGCUGAAGAAGAUUCCGGCCACCCGGCUCUCGCGGCUAACGGAGGCCCUGGCCAACUACGAUCCGAUCCUGAACGAGUACUUCUUCGACCGCCACCCGGGGGUGUUCGCCCAGGUGCUCAACUACUACCGCACCGGCAAGCUGCACUAUCCGACCGACGUCUGUGGUCCGCUGUUCGAGGAGGAGCUCGAGUUCUGGGGUCUCGACUCCAACCAGGUGGAACCGUGCUGCUGGAUGACCUACACGCAG